Messenger RNA from Caenorhabditis elegans, 1342 nucleotides. It is a transcript of the gene nmur-2, whose product is annotated as Neuromedin U receptor homolog nmur-2. Gene Ontology annotation, biological process: G protein-coupled receptor signaling pathway. The transcript is spliced from 7 exons. Gene Ontology annotation, molecular function: G protein-coupled receptor activity. Gene Ontology annotation, cellular component: membrane. The record is from RefSeq and is marked reviewed. Bases 3 to 1214 code for a protein of 403 amino acids. NCBI's taxonomy places the organism in Eukaryota, Metazoa, Nematoda, Chromadorea, Rhabditida, Rhabditidae.
AGAUGUCCCAAUGCACAGUGGAAUACAAUGUGUCUGAAAUCACUGAAUAUGUAUUGUCUACUCUAGGUGAACGGUGCCAAUCGGCAGGAAUAGUAAUUCCAACAGUCAUUAUUUAUGGAACUAUUUUUCUACUUGGAUUAUUCGGAAAUAUUUGCACAUGUAUCGUAAUUGCAGCAAACAAAUCUAUGCACAAUCCAACAAAUUACUAUUUAUUCAGUUUGGCGGUUUCAGAUAUUAUUGCCUUGAUAUUAGGGCUCCCCAUGGAGUUCUACCAAUCCCUUGAUUACUCAUAUCCAUAUCGAUUCAGUGAGGGAAUUUGUAAAGCUCGGGCUUUUCUCAUUGAGUUCACUUCAUAUGCAUCAAUAAUGAUUAUUUGUUGUUUUUCAUUUGAGCGGUGGCUGGCAAUUUGCCAUCCACUUCGUUCAAAAAUAUUCUCAACUCUCUGGAGAGCCAAUGUUCUUAUUAUUCUUGCUUGGACUAUUUCAUUCGUUUGCGCUCUACCAAUUGCAUUCAUAGUUCAAAUCAACAAACUCCCCCUUCCAGAAGACGCAAAAUAUCAACCAUGGACUAACAAGGUCUCAACGGAUGGAAUAUUCGUACUUCACACCGAAUUCUGUGCAAUGAACCAAAGUCGUCCGGAUCAACAAAAAAUGAUUAUUAUAUUUGCAUUCACUGUGUUUUUUGUUAUUCCAGCGAUUGCGAUCGUUAUUAUGUACGCGCAUAUUGCCGUUCAACUAGAAUCAUCAGAAAUUGACUUGAAAGGAGAUAAAAUGGUAAAGAAAAGAAGGAACAAAAGCAAUAGGACAGUUCUGAAGAUGUUGUUAUCGGUUGUCAUCACAUUUUUCAUUUGCUGGCUUCCAUUCCAUAUUCAGCGACUUUUAUCUGUCUAUACGACGUGGUCCGAAACCACGACAAUAUCACCUCCGGUGCAAUUCCUAUCUAUGAUUGUCUUCUACAUCUCAGGAUUUUGCUAUUAUUCAAACUCUGCUGCGAACCCAAUUCUGUACAACAUUCUGUCUCAAAAGUAUCGAAGUGCAUUUUGUCGGACCAUUCUAGGGGACCAUAUUGCUAAUUUUGUGUUUAAAGGUCAUCAGAGACCAGGGCAGUCAAAAAGAUGCUCUUCCUCAACAGAAGCCGAACAAAGAACUCUCAUGACACGUGGAAGUGUACGUGUAGAUAAGCCCCAUCGUAAAUUGGAAGUACACAACUACUGACAUAAUGCUAACACACGAUUUUAUUUUUGCUUUUAUUUGACUACAUCCUCUAUGAAACAUAUCUUUGAAACCGAUUGUUUGAUAAAACCGUUUUUGCCUCAAAAAUUCAAAAACAAAGUCAUUGUGAG